AUGUAUAACUUAUGGCUAUCAUUAUCAUUAAGGGUAAAAGAGGGAACGGAUAAUGUUCCAAAUUCGAAUUUUCAAAAUGUGACGUCACCAAACGAAACUUCCGGUACGGAUUCCAUAACAGUAACAAAAGCCGUUUAUCAAGAAGUAAGAAAAAUAAUGCCGGAAACGGAACUUCCAUGCGUUGCUCCAGUACCGCAAAAUCAAGAAAAUAUCGGUUAUAUUCUUUUAGGUUUUAAAAGCCUGGAUAAAAAUUUCAGUCAGGUUAUGUUGGACACGUGGAAAGAUUGGACCGGUGCAAGAUACAUAUACAUGUACCUUCCAGAUGACCUUGGAUUGAGAAGAAUAAGUUUAUACCAUCGACAGUAUCCGACGGAUGAUAUAAAUAUAUUCAUGUACCUGGUUUUGGUUGAAUGUCACGGAAUCACAACCGAUGAAAAAAUGGUUCAAUUGAUUGAUUUUGCUCAAAGGAUGAGACUGGAAAGACUUACUGGAUACAUAUCCGUUUAUGCUGGAGAUAAAUUCGGAUCAUCGAAUUCCUCGCCGUCACUUUUCGAAUCGACGAAAAUAAACGAUUUGGAUUUUGUUUUAUCCGAUCGGAAAAAUCUCAUAAUUCCAGGAGAUAUAUUUUCCAUCGAAUCUUUCGAUCGGGAUUCACGGUUCCAGCAUUAA
Messenger RNA from Pediculus humanus corporis (human body louse), 669 nucleotides. RefSeq lists its product as uncharacterized. The record is from RefSeq and is a predicted model, not a curated record. Lineage: Eukaryota; Metazoa; Arthropoda; Insecta; Psocodea; Pediculidae. The transcript has 5 exons. Bases 1 to 669 code for a protein of 222 amino acids.